Messenger RNA from Bactrocera oleae (olive fruit fly), 2957 nucleotides. RefSeq names its product ELMO domain-containing protein 2. NCBI's taxonomy places the organism in Eukaryota, Metazoa, Arthropoda, Insecta, Diptera, Tephritidae. The record is from RefSeq and is a predicted model, not a curated record. Gene Ontology annotation, molecular function: GTPase activator activity.
AAAAAAAGCCUAACAUAAAAUAAGUAUCCUAAUUUGCGAAAGAAGUGAAAACUAUACAUAUGUACCUACGCUGUUAAUUACGCUUUAAUCACAUUUGCAUUAAAAAUUGAACUUCUCCAGAAUAGCGGAUUUAAUAUACGAAUAUUGCGUAGCUUUCGCGAGCCAUACAUUAAUGUGAUAGAAACUAAUAAAACCAACUUUUAUUCGUUCAGUAUUUUACGCACAGGUGCAAAAUAUUUACGGUGGUAUGUCGUUAUUAAUUAGUUGCACGCAACUGUAUAUACAUAAGUACAUAGCUGCAUAGUAGGGUUGUACUUAUAUGUUAAAACGAACCACCUUCUAAGAUAUACAUAGCUUAUAGUACUGCAUCGAACCGUAUCGCUAAACCGUCUGGAAAAGUGUUAAAUGUUGAACCCAUCUGAUCUCUUAAAUUAGAUCCCCCAACCCAAUUUAUUAAUUUAGACCCAAUUUUUAUAAUCUCGUUUCGCUUUUCUGAUACCGAUAUUUAAAUUGCGGUUAUUGGUGGCGAAUGUUAUUCUGAGAUGAAUAUCUCAGCAGACCUCUUUAUCACCUCUAAUGACAAAAAAAUGACAAAUAUAUUAUAUUAUAUUAUAUUUUCACAACAAAGAGUAUCAAUCAAUUGAUAAGAAAAAUUAAAAACUUGCCCUAUUAGCAAACUCGAACUGAUAAUGAUCGUAGAGAGUGUCUUAUGCGUAUUCCUGGUGUCAAAUUUGAUAAUUUUUGUGUGUUUCUAAUUAGUGGCUGUUAUUGGUCCUCGUUAUUACCUAACCUACAAACAGUUGCAAGUUAAUUAUGUGUACGAGUAUUAAGGAAUUUUGGAAGUGAUCAAAUAAGAAUCUAAAUUUUGUAAAUUAAAGAAAUAGUCCGGUCAAAUUAGACAAAAAAUAAAAGUUACAUUAACUUAUAACAAGCUAAGAGUUAAUGAAUAUGUUCAAAACAUGAUUAAAAAUAACAUACUGAAACUCCUCAUCGCUUCGAUAUAUGGAAAAAAAAUUGAGCUUAAAGGUCAAACAAUUUUUUCGCGAUAUGUUAUGAAACGGUAAGUUGUAGCAAAAAAUCACUUUGCACGAAAAUGGUAGAUCAUAAAUUAAUUAUAAAAAAUGUAUGAAUACUUUUUACAAAAAGUCACCGUUUCUGAGUAAUAACCGCUGAAAAUAUAUAGAGGGUCGAUCAUAAACACAAACUUAGUAAAUGAAUCAAUGUAACUGCUGAGUCUUUAGUCGGUGUAGCAUCAAGGAGUGUUUUCAGGUGUUUCAAUGUGUUUAAAUCAAGCAAAUUUAAGUCGGCAUAUAAAAAGCACCUUUGCGUUUAAGUGAACAGCUGCUUUAUACUAUAUAAUUUAUAUCUGGACAUUUAAAAUUAAUUUUUGUUGUAAGCCACUUAUUUUCUCAAUUAUAACGUUUGGCAACGCCACCAUCUUCAAGCUGAUUUUGACAUUCGAAUGUCUUUAUUUACAUUUGCACUGUAUACAAAAAUAAAUCGCAAUCACCUCAUAAAUUCGCAUAGGAAUUGUCAGGGAAAUAAAAGUAUAAGCUAAAGCUACGAGCGCAUAGGAAUAUUUAUAAAUUUACAUACGUGGCGCAGUGUAAUUACACCACAAGAAGGACAAAGCAGUCAGCGCGACGGUCUAGGAUAUAAGUAAUCGCUAGUUCAAUAGCUAAGUUUCCAUGACAGCGUAACCAUAACACUGCCGCAAUAUUGCUAAUUGUUUAUUUUUUAAAAGAACGACAAGCAAAUUCACAAGUAGAUACACAACACCAACGCUUACGGCAUAAAAAUGUUUUUGUUUGACUGGUUGCUGCAACGUAUUUUGCCUGUGAUCUUCUUUCAUCUAAGACCGUUCAUUAAAUGGUUUUUGCACACAUUCACAAGGUUAUGCGAGCUUCAACGCAUUGUAUAUGGUGCACAAGCAGGUGCAAGUCGAACUCGUCAAGUCGAACGUUCAUUAAUGCUAUCACAAAAUGUCGAUAUACAAGAGUUAUUGUGCGAAUUAGACACUGCGGUAGAGACAUGUAGUGAUGAUGAACUCCGCCAAUUGCCUGUACGCGCUGUUAGUGUGGUGCAACGCGUUAAGCGUAUUAAAUCGAAAAUUCAUCCUGACUUUGCGCCACUAUUUGGCACUUGCAUACUGCACAUAUGGAGUUAUCGACAUCUGCUGCAUCAGGUAGAGCAGUUACGUGCAGAGCCAUACGAUGCAAAUAACUUGGAUCACGAACAAAAGUUGUUAGAGUUGUGGAACCGCUUGAUGCCAGAAGAGCCAUUGCAAGGACGCAUCACAAAGCAAUGGCAGGACAUCGGCUUUCAAGGUGAUGAUCCUAAAACAGACUUCCGCGGUAUGGGUGUACUUGGUUUGGAAAAUCUUCUCUUCUUCUCGCGUGAAUAUCGUGACGCAGCACAUCAUGUCCUGUUACAUUCAAAGCAUUCUGUAUAUGGUUAUACAUUCGCCAUAGUGGGUAUUAAUCUCACCGCGAUGGCAUAUCGCUUGCUCAAGUCUGGCGAUGCUAAAGUACAUUUCUAUAAUGUGGCAAAUUCACUUAAUCAGGCCUGCUCGCUGAUACAUUUUCAUAAAUUCUACUGCUAUUUACUUUUCGAAUUCGACCGUUUCUGGUUAGAAUCGGAACCAACGAAUAUAAUGGAUUUCCGUGAGAUCUAUCAACGGUUUGAAAUAUUAAUAAUGGAAGCUUUGCAUAAUGACAAAACACUAUUUAAAACUAAUCUCGUGGUGGAGGAUGUUUAAGAACUGAGACAGUGACGUUUUAGCUAACAAUUAUAUAAAAUCUACAUAAAAUGUACAAUCCUCAAAGAAUGCAUAUAAUAAUAAGUAAUCUUAUAGCACUAUUAAUAAAAUGUAAUUGAAUAAAUGUAAUAUAAUAUAAUGCAGUUUUGCAUUCUAGUGAUUUUUUUUCGGAAUACUAUUUUAUACUUUACGUCAGAAA